Molecule: messenger RNA, 78 nt
Organism: Spirodela intermedia
Lineage: Eukaryota; Viridiplantae; Streptophyta; Magnoliopsida; Alismatales; Araceae
Source: the annotation of a GenBank genome assembly
AUGUGCUCUCUUCUUUGGUCUUGGGUUUGUUCUCAUCCCUUUGACUUCAUUGCAAAUUUCACUAUUGGUUGUCUUUAG